AAUAAAAAUAAAAGAAAAGCAAAAAAAGGCAAAGGAACAGCAGUUAGCUUGUCGUCUUUGAAAUGAAGAUGAGGCCCCGGAUGACACUGAAGGCGAUCCUUGACGAUACCGAAGCUGCCAGUUUUCACGAAGCAUCAAGAUCCAGCAACCCUAAAGCUCAUAUACCCGGCCAGUGUCCAUUUUUUUUAAGGGGGGCGGGUUCGUUUUUUCCCAAAACGGGACCUUUUCCUCAAUAAAUGUCACUGCAUAUAUCUAUAGGUAUAUAAUAUAUGAAAUACUUGAAAAUAUUAUUUUAGUUAUAUUAAGAAGAAAAAUUGGGUAUGCGUUCUAUGCCCUUCUACCCGAUUAGAUGUUAUUCAAAGUAUGGACUUUGGUUAACAGAAUUUGACUUAUAAUGUUUAAAAGUUUGCUCUGAAAUUCAAGCAUAUUUCUUCAGUUUUAUUGAUCGAUUCAUUUAUUAUGUUAGGAAUAACGUGUGCAUUACUUUAUUUAUGUUAUAUACUUUGACUUAACAAAAAAAAAUUAAUUAUUGCUUUGUAAGUACACUUCAAUGUAAAGGAUAAUCACAGAAAAUACGGACUUCCAGCAAUUUGGGGGGCGGGGGCCGUUCGACCCCCCGAGCCGCCCUCGGUACAGGCCUGUAUACUUCAUUCAAAAGAGGAGUAAAAAGAGAACAGCCGUUAGUAGAUGAACCUUUUGAAGGACCAGCAGCAGCAACUGCCUGUAUAUCAAGAGAAUCUGCUGAAAAACCAAAAACCUGACUUAGGUUUCUUCAAUAGUACUAUUCUUCUAAACUCUUUUUUUUUCAUCUGUCCACCCUCCUGUGGUGUUUGCGUAUGGUAACACUGCGUCCCGGGCUUUAGAUAGUUACGCUAUGUGUAAGUUUUAGGUAAAUAAAAGGAUAGCUGGGUGUACAUUUGCAACUGAAAUGUGUUUUUAAUAAUUUACUGUAUGCGAAUUACACCGUUAAUAUUCGAAAUAGGAUAUUGUUAUUAUUGUUGAAUGUAAGCUGAAUGUAACUAUCUAAAGCCCAGGACGCAGUGUUACCGUACGCAAACACCACAGGCGGGUGGACAGAUGGAAAAAAACAGAGUAUAGACAGUGCACUUCUUGAAUGACAUUAUUUUCCAAUGUAUGGACAGCUUCUUUACCUUCUUAUACCUUCUCUACAUAUCCAAGUUCACCAGCAGAUUAUAGCUCUCAGCAGACCAACGAAUCACGUGACAAUGAAUUAACAAUGAGGAUGGACUUUUCCAAAGGUCUGGUACGUUGUAUUUCACAUCCAAUUAGACAUGGACUUGGCAGAAGAUGGUAUUUAUUUGUGGAUAUGGGCAAGCACAGAAUGCGGAAAAAACUCUUCCUUACACAAAGAUGAAGAAGAAGAGACUGGGUUUUGGCAGCUAUCGGACAGUCGGGCUACCUUCACAGCUCCGCUACCGAACGUCAAGUCACAAGUGAGGUACCCGCUUCGGUCUCCUAAAAUAGAGACAGUAUCGAAGGAGGGAGGCGUCUGUCUGCUUCUCUCUCCUUUUCUCCAAAUAUCUGAUAUGGUUAGGUGACAUGGUAUAUGAAUUCAUCGGUAAAUAUAUGUUACCGGCCAGUAACAGUCGUUAUCAUCAUUAUCUUGUGUGCUACGAAGCCCUCCUGUCGUUCAUCCAGCAAGCCGCCUUUUGUCGGGGUUUCGUUUGAAGCAUUACAAUGGCAGCGGCUUAUGAAGAAUUUAUAAAGAGAAUUCAAGAGGGAUUGAAGAGGGAGGAAGAAAAGGAGAGAGAGGAAAAAGAAAAAGCCACAUUAGCAGAGAACAGUAAGCAGGAUGAACCACCGACGCUCCUCCCUCCAGAGCCAGAGGAGGAGGAGGAGGAAAAGUUACCAACAAUUUGUGUUCCUGACCUAGAGGAACCAGGGAUAAUAGAACAUGCUCAGCCUUCAAGUCUGAAGGAACUCUAUGACAUUAUUUGUCAACAAAUCCGAGCAUCUGGAACCCUUGAACUUAUAAUGCAGGACUUUCAGGAAUGCAGGACUGAUCUGGACAGAGUAACGUACGUCUCCCAGUUAACCGAACUGGAGAACCUCGUUAUAGAGGAGAACUAUGCCCAGAAAAAUAGUGAUGAAGCAAACAAUUACGAAAAAGUGUACGACUUACUGAUUCCCAACGAAGCCUCAGCUUCCAAGGCUUUGGAUGUCAUUAAAAAAGGCAUUCAAAAGACUCCUCCCGAAGAUGUAGCAGCCCUCGCUGUAAGGUACAUGAAGAGGGGCUGGGCUUUCCUCCUGCUGGAACAGUUCAGUAAUGCAGCAGUUGAUGCUGAAAAGAGCUUGUCCUUUGGUUGCCCUGAGGAAACCUUGUGGAAUUCUCAUGAAAUAUUGGGACAUGUGAAUGCACAGCAAAGGGACGACGCUAAAGCAGAACACCAUUUCCUGAAAGCCUUGGAAAACCUGCGAAAAAGCAAUACAGUCAACGAAGUCAAAGCCGUGGCAACUGUCAGGAUCAUGACGGUAUUCAAAAGUAUCAAGGCCAGAAAGGGAAAGAAAGUCUCUGCUAAAAAAACGAAACAGAAGGAGAAGGUCAAACCACCUCAACUUUCAUACGGUCCACAUAAAUUGUUCCCGCGCGCUUCGUCAGCGUUAGAAUUUGUAGUUACUAAAGACAGAGGACGUUGUGUUAUUGCCAAGAGGGACAUAAGGCCAGGAGAUAUACUGAUCGUGGAAGAGCCCUUCUGCACAAUGAUGAAUCCUGAUUAUUUGGCUUCACAUUGCUACAACUGUUAUGUGAGAACGCCUGUGUCCAUCCCAUGCAACUCUUGUGCUAAGGUUUGGUACUGCUCUGAAGAAUGUCGUGCAGCAUCUUGGGAGGGACUUCAUUCUAAAGAAUGUAAAGUUCUGAACCACCUCAUUGACCCUGGAAUGGGCAAGAUAGCUCUGCUGGCAUACAGAAUACUUACAAAACUCACGUGGUCAAAACUGCAAAAAUUGCGGGAGAAGAUAGACACCUUAGUACAAGAUGAACUUAUUGAGGCCUGUACACCAGAGAAGAAUUCGGGUAAAAAUUCACCUGAGGUGAUGAAAUGGGAAGGGCCAUAUUUACCUUCUGAUUACUUAACUAUUCUACACCUAACUACUAAUUCAUUUAAGAGAAGUUUUGGAGACCUAUUCAAGAGAGCCGUCACUGCUGUCUACUUAAGCAAGUGCCUUAUAACAGCUGGAUACUUCACUUCUGGAAAGUGUUCAAAUGAUGAUAUGCUAUUUACUGCAAGUAUGGUAUUGAGGCAUUUACAAGGAUGUUCUUGUAAUGCAUAUGAGAUAGAUGAAUUUCAGUUGGGUCCAAAUGGGGUUGUUGAUGCAAAAUCAAAUGAAUUGGGCGGAGCUAUGUACCCAACUGUAUCUCUCACAAACCAUGCUUGUGCUUCAAAUGCAGCACGUUACAGUGUUGGGGAUGCGUGUGUGUUGCGUGCUAUUAGACUGAUUCCAAAGAACUGUGAAAUUUUUGAUAAUUAUGGCUUUUAUUAUUAUCUAAAUACCUUUAACGAACGUCAAGAAGUUUUAAUGAAUCAGUAUAAAUUCAAAUGUGACUGUGAAGCAUGUGAAUCAGUGUGGUCUUUGUACCCACAUAGCCCUACAGAAACAUUGAUAUUCAGAUGUCCUGCACCAAACUGUGGUCAGCCUUGCUGUUACUCCAACACAAGUCGCUCUAAGUGCAACAUGUGUAGCAAUAAUCAGCAAUAUUCAAAAUUACUCAAAGAGCUGGAAGAACAAUUAACUCUGUAUAAGGAUAGCCUUCAGAAACUUAGAGAGGGUGAUAUACAAUCAUGUUUACCUGCCUUAAUUUCUCACAUGGAAUUUAUUGACAAACAUGUAGUCCUCCCAGUAAAGCAUUACUCAGACCUUCAGGAAGCUAUUAAACAAUGCUAUGGUCAUCUAGGAAAUUUUUAUGAUCCCAAUGAGUCGGUGUCCAUACCUGAACCUCAGCUUCAGCAGCAGCAAGCACAACGUACUGUUCGCUUGAAGGCAGGAAAGAACAAAUAUGUAAAUCCAAAUCGGCAUUAGAUGACAUCGUAUGCGUAGUACACAAUUUGAUAUGCUGUAGGUAUGCAACUUUUAAAUAAAGUAUGUUUAUAUCAAACAAAUCAGACCUUGCGUAGCUUUACAUUUUGGUUUGCGGUGUUCACUGUAUAUACUCUAUAAAUAUUCAUAUUCUUGUUUUUAGCAUUUUUCAGGCUUGGGGCUUCGUUUUUCCUAUCCUUUUUGGGCUUUUAGAGUUCAUUCUCCUUGGAUCUUAUGAUUUGGCAGUUCAAGUCUUGAGAUUCUCUUAAGGGCAGAAGCCAGGGAAAUUUCUCUUAUUUUCCAUUUUUCAAUGGUUUUGUACUGAAAUCACAUGGUGACUAUGACUACUUUCAGGUGAUCACACCAUCCCAUGAUUUGCAAGAGGCUCUUCUGCAUGAGUAUCUUCGCCUCAUCAUUCAAAAAAUUUCCCAAUUAUUGCUCAAAUCUAAGACUCUGCUAUCUUAAAAGGUGGAUACCAUAAUACAUACACCUUUUGUAUGGCAUGAAGGUGUCUCUUCUUAUUUUGAGUCUCCAAGACUUAUGAGGACAAAAAUUUACUUGCAGAAAACUGGACAACUCAUUGCUUCAUGUAAAUGGGCAACCCCCCGCCAAGAGGAAUGGUAUCAGUCUCGUGUGUAUUAAAAGACCUCCCCAUAGAACUUCCAUUGUGGUCCAGUCUCCCAAGCCAUCCUGUGUUCAUCUAUUUCAUCAAAACCUAGAGUAUGUUUCAUCGCAGUAAAAUUGUAUGGUGAGAUUUAGUAUAAUUGGGAUUUAGUCUUGCCUCUCUGACUUUUCUGUUGUUAGUGGUAUUUUUUCAUUGAGCUGAUGAGAAGAGCUCUUGCUGUAUUUAUCUGUCAAUUUAUGCUAUCCUUAUCUCUCAAGAUGACUUUCCUCUUGAACUUUGCAUUUGACAGUUUUGACCAAACUGUAUGCCUUGUCAUUUAAAUUACCCAUACUAGAAAUUGUUCAUGUAAUCCCAAUCUGAGAAUGUCUUUUUACCAACGAUGCAUUUGUAUCUAAUCUGAUGCCUUCCAUCAGACACACUUCUCUGUGGUAUGAUGGCAAAAUUAGGUCUGGCAUCAAUGAUUAAAAGUGGUAGCUGUUAAACAGCAAGCCAAGUGGGAAUUCUACACAUGUAAGUAUGAGUAAGAAGAGGUGGUCUAUUUAAUGGUGUAUAUUGUGGUAAUUUUCUAUACAUUGUGAUAAUUAUCAAUCUUGUGCAUUUGCUAUGAUUGUUCUGUGAUAUUCAAUUGAUUGUAUUGCUCGUUUAUCAUCUUACAGUACAAAAUACUUAUCCUUUGCAAUUAUGGUGAAUUUUUACUACUUUAUCAGCUUGUGUAUUCUAACUUAGUCUUGCAGAAUGUUCUUAUAGCAACCCCUCCCUCCCCAUCUCUCUCCCCCUAUGAACUUUGUUGGGUGUAAUGAAGUGUAAUCAUAUUUUUUCACAAGUAAUGAAUAUAAUUUUUAAUUUUUAUGUUCCCGUUUAUCCAGAUACAGGUGUUAAUGGUGUUUCAUACCAGCAAAACUUUCCUAAAGCAUGAUAAUAAAAACUUCAUACCAUGCAUUCAGAUUUUAAAGGCAAUGGUGUUGUAUAUAGGAAAAAAUUUAACAAUUUCCAUACAAACCUAUUAUUUAUAGUGCCCAUUCUGCCCCCUCACAUUUUCCAAGAUGACAGUUCUUUGAAUAAAAGGGGACAUCUGUAGAUAGUUAUUAAAUAAAAUGGGUCCAUGUGCAUCCAUCAGUUUGUAACUGUCAAAGCAAUGUUGUCUUGCAUGGUCUUAACCUUUGGCAGAGAAUGUGAGGCUAAGAGGUGGGAAAAUUUAUAUGUAUAUUAUUUGUGGAUUCUUAAGCUUAUUACUAGCAGGGGGUUGGUUGAGUGAUUUUCGGAUCUCAAGAUCAACUUAAGAACAUGGUUUCAUGAACUGUAAAUGAACUAAACUUUUAACCAAAUUUUAAGGCUACCUUAGGAUAACUUUACAAACCUUGUAAAACUUGUCCAUAUUGUGAUCCAUAUCAAGGUUACCUUCUAAGGAAACCAAUUGUUUUGUUACUUGAUAAAUAAAUUCAAAACUUAA
This is a messenger RNA of Macrobrachium nipponense, 6113 nucleotides long. RefSeq names its product SET and MYND domain-containing protein 4-like. The coding region runs from base 1699 to 4041 and encodes 780 amino acids. The transcript has 8 exons. Gene Ontology annotation, molecular function: histone deacetylase binding. Gene Ontology annotation, cellular component: cytoplasm; nucleus. NCBI's taxonomy places the organism in Eukaryota, Metazoa, Arthropoda, Malacostraca, Decapoda, Palaemonidae. The record is from RefSeq and is a predicted model, not a curated record.